This is a messenger RNA of Olea europaea var. sylvestris, 978 nucleotides long. RefSeq names its product chloride conductance regulatory protein ICln. The record is from RefSeq and is a predicted model, not a curated record. NCBI's taxonomy places the organism in Eukaryota, Viridiplantae, Streptophyta, Magnoliopsida, Lamiales, Oleaceae. Gene Ontology annotation, biological process: chloride transport; mRNA cis splicing, via spliceosome; spliceosomal snRNP assembly. Gene Ontology annotation, cellular component: cytosol; pICln-Sm protein complex; plasma membrane. The transcript has 7 exons. Bases 95 to 787 code for a protein of 230 amino acids.
UUGGACCCGGCAUAACUUUGUCAAUAACCACAUAAACCCUACGAUAGUAAAUCCAAAAUCUCUACCCCAAGCUCACAUUUCCAUCGGAGAGAAAAUGGCCACCGGAUUAAGACUAGCGACGGAGAGAACCAGCGAGGGCGCCGGACAACCUAUUCUCGACGCCGAUGACGGUGAGGAAUUCGUGCACGUCCAGCCCGGUGUCUCCAUCGUCCUCGGCAACCGCCCACCUGAAUCCCCCGGCACUCUCUACAUCUCCACCAAGCAAGUGGUAUGGUUGAGCGACACGGACAGGGCGAAAGGCUACGCAGUAGAUUUCUUGUCGGUGUCACUUCACGCAGUGUCGAGGGACCCCGAUGCCUACUCUUCUCCUUGCAUUUAUACUCAGAUUGAUACCGGAGCUGAGGAUGAAGAAUCAGAGGGCUCAGAUUCUGAGUGCAAUGAUACACUAGACUUAUCAAAGAUCAAUGAGAUGAGACUUGUGCCGUCGGAUCCUAAUCAGUUAGAUACACUGUUUGCGGUAUUUUGUGAAUGUGCUGAACUGAAUCCUGGGCCUAUUGAAGAAGAAGAAGUAGAACACAACUGGAUUUUUAGUGCUGAUCAGUUUGAAGAUGGGGCAGCUGCAGAUGAAGAGGAUUCUGACUUGAUUGUCUCUCAAAAUCAAACCCAUUCAAUUGGUGCUAACGGGAAUCAUGACUUAGCUCGUUCAGUGCUUCAGCUUCAAAUUAACGAUCAACGGUUUGAGGAUGCUGAAGAAAUGGAGAGUGAUGAUAAAAAUGGCUACCACUGAGCUGCAAUUUUCUUAUCACUUAGCCCUUCAUAUAUCUUACCGUCUUAUUAUAUUAGUAAGAAUGAGACUGUAUAUUAAAAUGGAGUCUUAGAUUUGUGAUGCUUCACUUAGAUGCUGCUACUAAUUGUGCCUUUUCUGCCUAUUAAUGGUGAUUUCCUUAUGCAAGUUGAUGAGAGAGGAUUCUAUGAGUU